UUGUACUCCGGUAGCAUAAUCGGGAUACACCAGUCGGCGAUCCACACUUGAAAUCCGCAAUGGGUGCACUUUUUGAUUCCUUAUAGAGACUCCCCCUGCUACAGAAGCCGUGUCCCAGUGAGUGGUUUGCACUGCUUUGAAAGUCUUCUAUAAUGGCUCUGCAUUGCAGGGACAGCACUGAAAAGAUGCUGCCACACCCAUGGUCACCAGCCGAUGCUCUAAUUCCCCCUAUUCCUCCACCACUACCACCUCCCAUAUGUCCUACCAUACCAGUGAAAAAGAAACUGUACCAGGCUUUGGCUGAAGGAAGAACUGCUGUGGCUGGAGACUAUGAAGAAGCGUGCAGUUUGUUCAAAAGCAGAGAACACAGUUUCAGAAAAGAUCUGGAAUGGCUGCUGUUUAAUAAAUACGUGCCGUCGCUAAUCCAAGAUGGACCUCAAUGUGGACUCGUGGCGUUGUGGAUGGCUGGACAUCGCCUGAACCCAGAAGGCAGUGUCACUUUAGAGACGAUUGUUCAUACAGCUGUAAAGAGAGGAUACACAGCCCAAGGGGAAAUGUUUUCAGCUUCCAACAUGGCUCUCUUGGCAGAAGAGCUGUACCACUGUCAGGCACAUCUGAUGUCUUGGGGAGCAGAAAAAGAAAUUAGUGAAAAAAUUGUCCACCAUCUUGUGGCUGGCUUACCUGUCCUUAUUCCCUAUGAUGAAGACUUCAACCAUGAACCGUGUCAGAAGAAUGGGCACAGGGCCCACUGGGCUGCAGCAUCAGGAGUCUUGCUGGGAGUGAACACAAACAAACUGCAAGGAUCAUUCCGGACAGAAAGCCUUGUACAAGGGCUGUUUUACCUGCCAAAAGGAAUCCCCGGCCCCGGGUGGCCCCCAAUGGAGGCAGUGCAGGAGGUUUACCUGCUGGCAAAGCAGGGCAAGAGCCUUAAGUAUCAGCUCUGGGAGCUUGGCGCACUUAGGGGCAGCAACCAGCAACUAAAGCAGCUGGAUCCAAAGCGCAGCCAAGAUGGCCAACCGUACGUCCUGCCAAAGGGCGGUGUGCAGGCUGGGCUGUGUGGUCAGGUGCUGCUACUGAGGCCAGCCGACUAAGGUUAAGGGAGUGCCAGUCUGCUCUCCAAACGCCCUAAUAAAUGAAGGCACGCUGGCAGUGUGCCAUUUACUGAUGACGUGUAAA
Polypterus senegalus (gray bichir) is the source of this 1176-nucleotide messenger RNA. RefSeq names its product chromosome 11 C19orf54 homolog (gene actmap). The transcript is spliced from 8 exons. The record is from RefSeq and is a predicted model, not a curated record. Bases 153 to 1091 code for a protein of 312 amino acids. Lineage: Eukaryota; Metazoa; Chordata; Cladistia; Polypteriformes; Polypteridae.